AUGCACGGAAAGUGGACCGAGGCUGAGGACGUCGCCAUCGUGGCCUUUCGUCUGGGGACGAACCUGGGUUGGGAGGGCAUCAAAGCCAGGUUCGAUGCGUCCUUCCCACAAGCCAGCUGCAAGGACCUCGAGUCCCGCUGGAACAAGUCACUCAGGCCGACACCGUCCCCAGGCGAUCGCAAGAGUAUUGCCGACGCUUUCGACGACUUUCGGCAUUACCGACCGAGCCACAUCGCAGAUGGCAGAGAGAGGAGACUGGUGCUCGCGGUUCUGCGAGUGUUGGCGGACCAUCCAGACGAACGGAUCGUCCCGCCACACCCAGAACUCGAGUCUUCUGGAGAUCAAGGACUCCAGCCAGAGGACGCUGUUCCAAGCUCGCAGCCAUCGGGCUUGCAGAGCGCCCUGCCGACUGACCCUCCCCAGCCGCCAACUGUUCCUGAGCCACCGCAGCCGGCUGUGUUGCCCGACCAGGCCGACCUUGGGGCCUGGUUGACACAGCCCGAUGCACCUUGGGACACUGGGGUUGGCCACCAGCAGGGUUUCGGGAAUGCCGACCCAGAGCAACUCCUGAGGAACAGCGAACUGACAACAGCGCCACUCGAGAACCCGUUGUUCGUUCAGCAGGAUGACCAGCUUCCCGCGCAGACAUAUUCGCCGUACUCGCAGCUACAGCAGCUACAGCAGCUACAGCCAGCCCAGCCAGCCCAGCAGCAGCAGUCACAACCGGAGCACGGGCUAUUCGAUCCCAAUAUCGAUCCCCUGCUCUACGAAUAUCCGUGA
This is a messenger RNA of Microsporum canis CBS 113480, 780 nucleotides long. RefSeq lists its product as hypothetical. Lineage: Eukaryota; Fungi; Ascomycota; Eurotiomycetes; Onygenales; Arthrodermataceae. The transcript has 2 exons. The record is from RefSeq and is a predicted model, not a curated record. Bases 1 to 780 code for a protein of 259 amino acids.